AUGGAGGUCGUAUUCGCCCUGGGCUCCAACGGCUCUGGGCAGCUCGGAAUUGGCCACAAGGAAGACGUCUCCGUGCCGAAGCAGGUCCUCUUCCACCCAGAACCCCCAGCCUCCCCCAUUACAAAGGUCGCAGCCGGGGGUAACCACACGCUGCUCCUCAGCAAGUCUGGCGAGCUGUACUGGAGCGGCGACUCGACGCCCGGGGCUUGCGGCUUGACUUCGGUUCCCGAUGUCCCAGUUUUCCAGCAGAUUCGACUCUCUAAUGAGGGUGGGCCCCAGGUUGGCGAGAUUGACUUGAUCGCGGCGACGUGGGAAGCUUCUAUCAUCGUCGCCAAAGAUUCAGAUGGCAAGAAUACAAAGGUUUUUACCUUUGGUGCUGGUAUGAAGGGUGAACUCGGUCUGGGCGAGCUCAUUGUACGCACACCAUCAGCUACUCAGAUCAAAGAGUUUCCUCCCUCGGGUACAGAAGUGGUUGACUUGGCUGCUUGCAUGGGUCACGUCGUCGUGGUACUCAGCAAUGGCGAUGCCUAUGGUUGGGGUAAUGGAAGAAAGGCCCAAGCUGGCAGUCCUGGACAGGUCCUUCAUGCUCCUCGAAAGAUCGAAGACGUUGGCUUCAAGGUUGCUCGAGCUGUUUGCGGCAGGGAAUUCACCUGCCUAUUCGGCGAGCCACAGAGUGGAAACAUCAAGGUGCUCGGUUCAGACAAAUGGGGCAUUCAGUCGAACGCGCCCCAGUCUUGUCCUGAGUGGAAGGACGUAGGAGCAAGCUGGGGAAAUAUCUAUGUUUUGACCAAGGACGGCUCCCUACAAAGCUGGGGACGGGAUGAUCACGGACAACUACCACCCCCAAAUCUCCCAGAGCUGAGCAAAGUCGCAAUUGGAAGUGAACACGUUGUUGCACUCUCGACUAAAGGAGAUGUCCUCUCAUGGGGUUGGGGUGAACACGGCAACUGCGGGCCUCAAGUUGAGGAUAAUGAUGUCAAGGGUCGAUGGAACGUCAUUGCGUCGUCAAAAUUCAUCCCUUCUGGCUCCAAGAUAGGAGCAGUUGGGGCAGGCUGUGCCACCAGUUGGGUAUUCAUUACAUCUGAGUGA
This is a messenger RNA of Fusarium keratoplasticum, 1089 nucleotides long. RefSeq lists its product as uncharacterized. NCBI's taxonomy places the organism in Eukaryota, Fungi, Ascomycota, Sordariomycetes, Hypocreales, Nectriaceae. The transcript has a single exon. The coding region runs from base 1 to 1089 and encodes 362 amino acids. The record is from RefSeq and is a predicted model, not a curated record.